AUGUCCUCCCAUGGGACUGAUGAAGAGACGAAGUAUCUACUGGGUAAUGCGGAUACACGUGAGAGCGACCGACUAGAUAAACAGCACAGGAUCAUCCAGGACCUUGUUGGUCCUCUUCUUCCGGAGGAUCUCAAGCUGCGAAAAAAUUAUCAUGUCCUCGAUUCAGGAGCGGGUACCGGUGCAUGGGCACUCGAGCUACACUCGACGCUCAACCCACAGACGUACGUCUUCAUCACAGGCAUCGACAUCAAUUCUCGAUUCUUUCCGGCCAGCCCGUCACCAAACGUCAACUUUGUCGUCCACUCAAUCAUGGUCCUCCCUCCCGCCUGGACCGAGCGUUUCCGGUUUAUUCACCAGCGGUUCCUGAGCGCCGCUCUGUCGUUUGCCGACUGGAGGAUCGUCUUCGAUCAAAUGCAUCGUGCACUGCUCCCGAAGGGCUGGGUCAGGGUGGAAGAAUUUAGUGCCACAUUGUGCCCUACGAACGUCUCCGCCCAAAAGCUGCCUUACAGCCAUCAGCUGCUGGAUUACGCCGGGAAAUUCGCCAAGAAGGCGCCUCUUCGUAUGGGCCCCGGCGACGAGUACAGGGGGAUGCGGGCCAAUUUUACUAAUAUCUGGCUGUAUAUACGGGACAGCAUGAAAGGCCAUCCUGGCGCAAUGACCGAUGCAGACUUCGAAUCGUUAAUGGCGAAUCUAAGCAAGGAGCUGGAGGAGAACGACGUCGGCUGGAACCUGCACAUUGUCACUGCUCGUAAGCCGGGAAUCGCACGUCAUUGA
Molecule: messenger RNA, 774 nt
Organism: Dacryopinax primogenitus
Lineage: Eukaryota; Fungi; Basidiomycota; Dacrymycetes; Dacrymycetales; Dacrymycetaceae
Product: S-adenosyl-L-methionine-dependent methyltransferase
Exons: 5
Coding region: 1-774 (257 amino acids)
Source: RefSeq, a predicted model, not a curated record